UUUGAAGUUGAAAUUGCCCAAUAUCAUCAUAUACCCUUGUAUACCGCGGCCGUGCAACGUUCACACCUUUAAAUGAUCAGUCCUGAUUUAUUGAAUGAUUUGUUAGAUUCUCCCAUCUUAGAGCCGCUAUCCGAGUUGACGCCGAUAUCGUUCUCUUAUCGUCCCUCCAGUCAUGUUCCGUCCGACAAGGCCCCGACCAUUCACGCUGUUGUAACGCAGCGAAAGUCACAACUUGCAGCUCUCGACGACCACAUCGACCUUCUGACCCGUGCAUUGGAAAAAUUACAAGGCAUCCAAGCUAGGUUGAAGGAGAAACGGGCCAUUGUGCAAGAGUCAUUUGAAUUCUACCAAGCCCUGGCAUCUCCAGCAUGCUGUUUGCUACCAUCAGAGCUUCUUGGAGAGAUAUUUCUUCGAUGUCUUCCCCAGACAAAUUAUGUUGCACCUUCAUCGGAUGAAUGUCCAAUGGUCUUGACAAGGGUCUGCCGUCACUGGCGAGCGGUUUCCCUGUCCACUCCUCGAUUAUGGGCAUCCUUAAGCAUAUCCUUGCUCAGGGCAGACACAACUGGCGGUGACGAGUACAAGCGCUGGUUAGAAAAAGCCAGCAGUGUUCCGCUGUCCAUUCGUGUGGUGCAUGACAUGGACCUCUCAGAUAGGAAAGAGCCUCUUUCCAUACAAUGGCUCCGACCUUUCUUGGGCCGAUGUUCUGACCUUUGGUGGCAUGGACCUCCCAUCCAAGGUUUAUUGGACAACUCUGUUCAGUCCCUGUCACGCUUUCAGGUCACCUUUCAGAAAGCAAAUUUCCUGGUCUCCAUACCCAGCCCAAUGCCGCGACUCCGUUCUGCGGUCUUGCAAUCCCUGACUUACGAUCUACACUCUCUGCGUUCCAUUGACUUGCCUUGGCACCAGCUUUUGGAACUGAAGAUACAGUUCGCACUGGUUAGCAGUGCUACUUUUCUGCAGAUCAUCGGCCUCUGCACGCAAGUUCAACGGGUCAGCGUUUCCUCCAUAUGUGCGGAUGCAUUGCUACAGGCGGGCCUGCAACCGUCCCCUUUGAUAGGCACGGUGAACCACAGUAUUCAUAAACUUGAGGUCAAUGUUAUCCGCGCCGGCUUGGGUAGCCUUUUCGAAGCUCUGACCCUACCAGCAUUAGAGGAGUUGGUCAUCCGCUUCUGUUCGCCGGAUAGAUAUCCUUGGCCACACGGGCAAUUUUCGGCAUUCGUUACUCGGUCCAGAUGCCCACUCAAGUGGCUCACCAUACACCGCAACAAGGGCGCCGAGUCACACCUCACAGAAUACCUUAAGAUGUUGCCGGGUUUGAAGAUAGUGAUGUGAUCAGGUGAUAAGUAAUGGACUUCAGUUCUGAAAUAUAAAAUUAUAAUUCCAGCAUCGCCUGUUCUAUUUGACUGGACUGUAUCGGCCUUCUUUUGAUCUUAUUAAUUCAUCAUCUCUGAGCCUGACUGUAGAUGUUGUCUGUUGUACAGCAGCGCGCGACUUAUGCAUCACGCAGUCUUACCACAGAAGACCAACAUCCUGGC
Messenger RNA from Suillus discolor, 1535 nucleotides. RefSeq lists its product as uncharacterized. The record is from RefSeq and is a predicted model, not a curated record. Lineage: Eukaryota; Fungi; Basidiomycota; Agaricomycetes; Boletales; Suillaceae. The transcript is spliced from 4 exons. The coding region runs from base 73 to 1332 and encodes 419 amino acids.